CGGAAACCCAGACCUCCUUCGAGCCUGGGUUGCACGGGCCCCGCGCAGCCGCCGCCUGGGCGCGGAGCCAUGGGGCGCCCGGGCCGGCGGAAGGCCGGAGCCGGAUGCCUGCGGGAAAGGGGAUAGAUAUGGAUACCCAGUUGACACCCUAGCUGUGCUCCCCCUAGUCCACAAAAUGCGAUUGUGAAAACAGACACUCCUGGAACUCCUACAUAGCUUUCACUGUGGAUGAUGGGUGACGACAGACUCUUGGACCACCCCCAGCCUGUGGAAUUGCUCAGUAUCUGCUCAGGAGACAGCCUGCAGUCCCACCCAGGAGCAUGCCUGAGGGAGAUGGGCCACGACCCAGGUCCUCUGGAAUCUCGCCAGGAGCACACCUGGACCUUCGAACCUCCUGAACCCACCAGGACAGAUGCUCCUCUCAGGGGCUCUGCUAUGGAGCCUGCCUACUUGGGAAGCUGCUCUUCGCAGGAGGGGCUCAGGCCAACAGCAGCAUCGCCAGAGGCACAGGGGGACAGCUGUCCUCCGGGGACUCCGCUGCAGAGCCAGAGCUCGUCCACACAGGUGAUGUUCUGGGCUGGCAUCUUACAGGCCCAGAUGUGCGUCCUGGACCUGGAGGAAGAGCUAGAAAAGACGGAAGGACUCAAGACCAGGCUGAGGUGCUGCCUCCCCUCAUCCACUCCAGACCUCCCUGGUGACACAGGCCUGCACCCCAGCCCACCCACCGAGGAGGACUCUGGGGAAGACAGCAGUGGGCCUGAGGGGGAGAGCAAAGCCUGGCCCAGGGAAGGAUCCUCCCCAGAGUGGGGUCCUGAGGAGGAGAGUGUGUUCUUCGACAACCCCCUCUUCCUGGAGAGCCCUUCUUCUGACAUCAGUGUUUCCAGGGAGUGCUUUUCCUGGGGCUUCCCAGACUCCCAGGCAGAUGUGAGGCCUGGGGCUGACUGGCCAUUCCCACACAACAGUGGGCCCUGGGAGCUAGAAAGGGCGCUGGAUUUGGGGGGCAGCACCGCUGGAUCCAGUGGGUGCACCACCCCUCCAUUCCCUGUGCCUCCCUACAAAACACACCCUUUCUGCUGGGCCUCGGUGGCCACUGCUGAGGGGACUCCCACAGCACCUCCUGCUCAGGAGGAAGGCGAGGCCCCACCAAGCCCUGAGGGCUGGCAGAUAGAAGAAGGUCCUUCCUGGCCCCAGGAUAGAGGUGAACGGGAUGCCAGGUGUCUCCAGGAACCUGCUACCUGCACCUUCACUCCCAGCCCCUGUGGAAGCCCAGUAUCCUCAUCUGAGCCUGGCAGCCCUGAGUCUGAGGGCAGAGGCCCCGGCCCCAGGCCCACCCCAGUGUCGUCCCAGGAGGGCAGCCCCCAGCUCCAGCACCACAGCCCUGGCAUUUUCCCCAAGUGGCCACUAGAUGCCUCACACCCUUUGCUCCUGGAAACAGAUGGGAUAGAGCCAAGUUCCCCGAAGAAAGAAGAGGCUGGGGAGGCCCCAGACCCAGGGCAGGAAGUAGAGAAUGAAGGCACAGCUAGGAUUGCUGCAGGCACCCAGCCCGACGUUCACUGGACUUCUGCAGAAGGGCCUCCUGAGAGCCCCAUGCCCCAGGCACAGUCCCCCAAGGAAGACCAGAGGCCACCAGCUGGAGAUAAGCUGGCGAAUGGUGUCAGGAAUGACAAAGUGGCCUGGAACUUGGCUUCCCGGCUCUAUCACCUGGAUGGCUUCCGGAAGUCAGAAGUGGCUGCCUACCUGCAGAAGAACAAUGACUUCAGCAGGGCUGUGGCUGAGGAGUACUUGUCCUUCUUCCAGUUCGGAGGCCAGAGCCUGGACUGCGCCCUCCGGGGCUUCCUCCAGUCCCUGGUUCUCAGCGGGGAGACACAAGAGCGGGAGCGAAUCCUCUACCAGUUUUCUAGACGCUUCCACCACUGCAACCCUGAGACUUUCCCCUCAGUAGAUUCCAUACACACCUUGACCUGUGCCAUCAUGCUCCUUAACACGGACCUGCACGGACAGAACAUCGGGAAGAGCAUGAGCUGCCAGGAAUUCAUAGCCAACCUGAACGGCCUGCAGGAUGGCGGGAACUUCCGCAAGGAGCUGCUGAAGGCCCUCUACUGGUCUAUUCGAAAUGAGAAGCUUGAGUGGGUUAUGGAUGAAGAAGAGCCAGCCAGAGCUGAGAAGGCCCAGCCAUCUCCCCCAGCUGGCAAGAUGAGUAACCCCUUUCUCCAGCUGGCUCAGGACCCCAAGGUACCCACCUACAAGCAGGGCAUCCUGGCACGGAAGAUGCAUCAUGAUGCGGAUGGCAAGAAGACACCAUGGGGCAAGCGCGGCUGGAAGAUGUUCCACACCUUACUGCGAGGGAUGGUUCUCUACUUCCUGAAGGGAGAGGACCCAUCCUUGGAGGGGGAGAGUUUGGUUGGGCAGAUGGUGGAUGAGCCUGUUGGGGUGCACCAUGCACUGGCCACCCCUGCCACCCACUACACCAAGAAGCCUCAUGUCUUCCAGCUGCGGACUGCAGACUGGCGCCUCUACCUCUUCCAAGCACCCACAGCCAAGGAGAUGACUUCCUGGAUUGCACGUGUCAACCUGGCGGCAGCCACGCACUCAGCACCGCCCUUCCCUGCUGCUGUAGGCUCCCAGCGCCGGUUUGUGCGGCCCAUCCUGCCAAUGGGGCCGGCCCAGAGCUCCCUGGAGGAGCAGCAUCGAUCCCACGAGAACUGCCUGGACGCCGCCUCUGAUGACUUGAUGGAUCUGCAGCGGAACUUACCUGAGCGGCGGGGCCGCAGCCGAGAGCUGGAAGAGCACCGCUUGCGGAAGGAGUACCUGGAGUACGAGAAAACCCGCUACGAGACGUACGUGCAGCUGCUGGUGGCUCGUCUGCACUGCCCCUCCGGGGACCUGGAUCUCUGGGAGGAGCAGCUGGGGAGGGAAGCUGAAGACACCCAGGAACCCAAACCCAGCCUGAAGAAGUCCCACUCGAGCCCCUCCCUGCACCAGGAUGAGGCCCCCACCACAGCCAAGGUGAAGCGCAACAUCUCUGAGCGCAGAACCUACCGCAAGAUCAUCCCCAAGAGGAACCGCAAUCAGCUGUGAAGCUGGUCACAGACCUGGCCCCUCUAUGGGGUAGCUGGAGACAAUGCCCCGUGGGGAGCCUCAUUUCACUGGAUCCAAGAUGAGGCCUGAGGCGCUUCCCUUCUCUGCUGAGGGGCAGCACUUAUUUCUCUGUGGCCCCAUUCAUUCCCUGACUUACUGGAGCUUCCCUAAUGCCACUGUGCCUGACCACCACUACCAUGGCAGUCACUGUGCUGUCCCAGUCCCAGUCCCUGGCCACUCCUGAGGGAAGAAUGAGAUGGAAUGAGGACUGGGCUUCACUCCCAGCAUUCAUCCCAUGUCACCCCUGUUCCUCUACUGGGGUGGUUUCAUUUCCUGUGCAUACUUGAACCUGGGGGAGGGUUCAGGCCAGGCCAGCCAGGGGAACCCCAUCCUUGAGGACAGUUAGGUGACCCCCCCAGGGGAUGCCCCGAGAACAGAGCAGGAACUCUUCCCAGAACCUAGCUGUGACCCAGGGAGCAGUAUCUCCCAGGCUCUGCCCACUAGGGGGCAGCCUUCUGGGAGAGCCCUCAGCUGGCUUCUCUGGGAGGCGGAGGCUCAGUGCCUUUGUCUCCCCCGGCUCCUUCCCCUAGAGCUGUCAUGCUUGGGGCAGAUGAGAGAACCUGGUGCUCAGUUGCUGAUCAACAGAGUGCAGCGAAGGCCUCUGGAGCUCUGUGGAGAUCCCUGGAGUGCUGGGAACAGGGACCCUUUGUUUUCCCAGAGCAGAGAAGGUGGUUCUCCAGGUGUAGCCAGCUGGCAAGGGUGGAGGAGUAAAAGGUGGGGACAGUUCCCUGAGAGGGUCUGCCUGGCCAGAGCCGUAGCUGAGUAGAAGUUCGUGGGAUAGAAUGGAAACUGAAGACCAGGACCUCCUUGGCUAGUCAUGUGAGACACGCACCCCUUGCUGCACACCCCUUAAAGCUGUACUUCUGAGGGUACCAGGACACCUUCCUCCCCCCUGAGCCUGUUCCCCGAGGCUCUGCUGUCCCACUCUGGGAAGUCCCUUCGUCCUGUCCUGGCUGCCUCCCAGCCAGGCCUGUUCUCCAGGGGAGGUUCUAAGACCGGGCCUUGGGGCUGUGUCUGUGGAAAGGAAACCAGGUUGGAGGGAGCCACCACUAUUGUUUCUGUUCAGCCAAGUGUACAGAUAGGCUGCCUGCCAAGUGGGCCCCUCUGCUGCCUGCCCACUGCCCGGCAGCUGCCAUGCUACCUCACCUGUCUUCCUGCCAGGCCACCCUCCUCUCUUCCGAUAGUGCUUGUCAUAGAGUGGGACUGGUCCUUGAGAGCCUUGAAGUUGUCUUAGGCCAGGGCCUGGGUUGGGCCAUGCACCCAAUGGGUGUGCAAUAAAUAUAGGUGAAUGAAGAACGAAGUGUGCACGAGUGUGUGAGGAUGGAUGGUCAGGCAGCUAUGGGGUGUGGCAGGCUGCAUCUUCCUUUGCCCCUGUGCGGUGUGCACAUUUGUGUGUGUGUAGAGUGCUCUGUGUUUUCAUGGUGGAGCCACAGUUACAGGCUGUCAAGAUGGAUGGAACCUCAGAAUCAUUUUCCAUCCACUCAUUGAUUUCACAAAUAUUAUUAGACACUUCACAUGCGCCAGUACUAGGUGAUCCAAAAGCGAAUUAAACAUGUGCUGACUCCAUGAGUUGAUAGUCUGCCCACAGUUUCCCAGCUCUCAGGAAAGAGAUGUACUUUAUCUUGCUGGGAAGUCAAUUCCUGCCACCUGCCCAAGGAUUCUGACUCAGGAGGCCUGUUGGGCCGAAAGGUGUAUGUGUUUAAAGCUCCUUGGAUAACUGAGGUGUGACAACAGUGAACAGCCACACAAGAGUCCAGUUAUCUCAUUUUACUGAGGUAUAAACUUUGCUUACAAGCUAAAUGGCUUUGAUGGGUUCUUUGACCUCCUUGACUGUGUAUGCUUAUUUAUAACACCAGAAUAAAAGGUACAGGUUUGUUUGAA
Messenger RNA from Heterocephalus glaber (naked mole-rat), 5019 nucleotides. It is a transcript of the gene Psd4, whose product is annotated as pleckstrin and Sec7 domain containing 4. Gene Ontology annotation, molecular function: phospholipid binding; guanyl-nucleotide exchange factor activity; protein binding. NCBI's taxonomy places the organism in Eukaryota, Metazoa, Chordata, Mammalia, Rodentia, Bathyergidae. The record is from RefSeq and is a predicted model, not a curated record. Gene Ontology annotation, cellular component: ruffle membrane. Gene Ontology annotation, biological process: regulation of ARF protein signal transduction.